AUGGCUGAAGCUGUUUCCGCACAGUUGAAGGUGAAUCUGGAACAAGCACAGACAACCAACUCCCAACUGUCGGACCAGAACAUAUUGCUCAAAGCUCAACUUCAGGCGGCAUCUGAUUUGCAGAAAAACACACAACAAUCGCCAUUCCACGUCCUUUCUGCGCAGGGUGAAACUCCUCACCAUCAGGCAGCGAUGGAAAGCCUCCAGAAUCAACUGUCUGCUGUUACGUUCCAACAGCAGGAACAACAGUCCAAAACAAUCUAUUUGGAAGCCGAAAACCGGCGUUUGCUCGAUGAGCUAGAUGGCUUCCGAUCGAGGGUUAGCGAAGCGGAGAAAUCUGCUACCGAAAGUCGUAGUGAUUUGGACAAACUUCGUCGAGACCAGGAAGAUCUGAUGGAGUUGCUGACGGAUCAGGAAACUAAGAUAGGAUCUUAUCGGCAGUUGCUAAAACAACUGGGUCACAAGUUGGAUGAUGAUAGUGACGAAGAUGAGGAAGAAAAAGCUGAAAACGGAGAAACUUGA
Uranotaenia lowii is the source of this 522-nucleotide messenger RNA. RefSeq names its product general vesicular transport factor p115-like. NCBI's taxonomy places the organism in Eukaryota, Metazoa, Arthropoda, Insecta, Diptera, Culicidae. The record is from RefSeq and is a predicted model, not a curated record. Bases 1 to 522 code for a protein of 173 amino acids. Gene Ontology annotation, biological process: intracellular protein transport; vesicle-mediated transport. The transcript is spliced from 2 exons.